Messenger RNA from Dreissena polymorpha, 7413 nucleotides. RefSeq lists its product as uncharacterized. Lineage: Eukaryota; Metazoa; Mollusca; Bivalvia; Myida; Dreissenidae. The record is from RefSeq and is a predicted model, not a curated record. The coding region runs from base 189 to 7028 and encodes 2279 amino acids. The transcript is spliced from 8 exons.
GUCACCAGCUUAGGGAAACAAAAGAACAGCCUUUGUGGACCAUCAGGCGAGACAGCAUUAACAGCUUUAUCUGAUAAUACAGGAUAAUCAUUGCUCAGCGCCCUCUACAUGCGACUCGUGUAGCCUGUGACUGUGGGCCCCAGGACCUGUGCAGCCAACAUGAAGGCGUGGCCUCUCGACGCGCUGUAAUGGACUUCAACCCUCUGGACCUGCUGGCCAGUGCAGCUGAGCUUCAACAGCAGCACGGCGAAAGUCCAGAACCCAUUGUAGUAACUCCAUCUCGGCUCAAGAAACAAGGACUUGUAUCAGCACCACUGAAUGGGGAGAAAGAAAAUCAUGACUUGAGCAUCAUCAACACAAGCAACAACAACAAUGCUUUAAAAAGUAGAGUUAAACCAAAUAUAGUUAUUGUGAAGAAAAUAAAAGCAGAAAGUUCAAGUCCAGAACUGGAAAAGAUGUUUGAUGAACAUAAUUAUGGCAAUGCAAAAAAAAAUAACAACAAACAUGAAAAAAACAGUGAAGAAACAAAUAGAGAUAGGAGUAUAAAUACACAGUCAAUGCCUUAUAAAAAUGAGAAAUUUGAAACAAACGGCUGUGAUGUUUCAAAUUGUGUGAGGACAAACAUUGGUGUGGUUUCCAAUACAAAGUGUGCUCAGUCCAAUUUGAAAACAGUGUGGGACUGUGAUAAGAGAACUGCGACAUCUAGUUCAGUUGGUGUUACACAAGGGGAUGAGUCACACACUACACCACCAUGUGAAAGGAAAUCCUCAGUUAAUGGUCAUGUAGAUGAUGUGACAUGCUUGACUUCAGACAGCAGUGUGGGGCUACAAGCUAAACUGGGAAAAUGUGAAGGUUUGAAUUGCAGUGCAGACACAUGUGUAUGUGCUGGGGAUUUAUGUGUUAAGGAUAUUGGCAGUUCAGAUUAUAAUACAUGCAGUAUAAACAGUGGGAAUGAUUGCAGUGUAAACAGUGAGAGAGAUAAACAAUCAAGGGAUAAUAAUAGUUUAAAUAUAGGUAUGUCACAUACUGAACAUGGUCAGGAUGGGAAGAUUGUCCAUCAAAGUUUAAAAGGGUCUAAACCUAAUGUUGCGAAACUACACUUGGAUGAUACUACAGGCGAAUUUAUCACUAAAGAAGGUAGUAAAAUGAUAAUAAAAUCUACCAUUGCAAAUAGUGUAAAACUAUCUGGAUCUCAAAAACCUGUGGAUAAUACAAACUGGGCAUUAUUAGAAAAAGAAUCAUGUUGUGAAAGUUCGAAUUCUUUAAACGAAUCAAUAAAUACACAAUCUUUAAAAUCUACCUCUAAAGGUGACAUUGAAAAAAUGCCAUACGUCAAAGUAAUACCAGCUAAGGAAUUGGGUAGUGACACUGCUAUUGACAGGAGCCCAGAAAUGCUUGUAAUCAAUAUUUCUCGUAGCAGUAAUAGCCAACAGAAUAAAAUCCCUAGCAUUGCUAGUCAGAAGUCUUCAGAACAGCCAAUAUUGGAAACUAUGGAGAGCAGACCUGAUAACUGUAUGGAAAGCAAUGAAAAAACUAACAGUAUUGGCAUACUAAAAUCCAUAGUGGUAAGUGACAAAGUAAAACAGGAGAACAUGAAAAAUGGAAAUUUUAAAUUAAAAUCAAAGCCUUUGAUUUUCAAAAUGGUACCACAGAAAAUAAAAUACGACAUUCCUAAAUGUAGCACCAUUAAUGAAGAUUCCAAAGUAUUGAGUUACAAAUCUAUAAAAGUGUUAGAAUUAAGUGACCCAGUAUGUGCAGACGAAUCCACUACCAGUGUUCAUUUGCUAUCACCUGAUCGUAGAAAUCCAGAUUCUAUGGGCAUAGCUGAAAGCCCAGUUGCACAGUCAGAUCUUGAUAUGAAUGACAACAUUGAACUUGAAAAUCCGGACAAAAAAUUAUUUUCAAGUCCAAUGUCUACAUUAAAUAAAUAUAUGCCUAAGGAAUCUGUAGAGACUUGUUCAGCAACAGAUUUGCAAGAUUUAAAAGAUUCUGAGGGAGAUUCAGACACUAGAGAACUUAUGAAAGAGUCCCGAUUCGAGUCGAUAGUGAGGCCAUUCAGUUGUGAUAAUAUAAGUGCUAAUGGAACGUUAACGCCGUUUAGUGGUAAUGAAGUGCCAAUCUUCAGGUUUGACUCUGAUCACUGUUAUGCAGGUUUGCCUGGCAAGUUAGACUGUUCUGUAAACAUAGGCGCAUCAGAAACAGACACUGCCUUGACGUCGGAGUUGGAAGAAGCUGCUACACCCCUGGGCUGUACCAGUGAAAUCUCCCAAGACAGUGGCUAUGAAGAUACCACCACACAAUCUCCGGUAGCAGAGGCCCUGCCAGUCACUUCAAAACCUUCGAUCGAACCAUCCACUGUGAAGAACUUGGUACCAGUGCUUGUAAGUGUAAAUAGGAAUGGAAGUUUAACUCUGCAUGACCCAAACUUGUCAAAGUUUAGUGGUAAAGUAUUGGUGCCGGAAAAUUCCUUACAUUUUAGUUCUGGAAUUAAAGUUAUUCCAGGGACGAGUCUUGCAACCGUUUCACAGCCACUUAUUUUGUCACCGGUGGGUAGGAGUCCUGCACAGAUGAUUGUUGAUGCUCCGAAGUCGAGGCCGGAAAGCAUUUUGGAAUUACUUAGCCCCGCUAAAUCAGAUAAGAAUUUGAAUAUACCGAUGUCAGUGUCCAGAAAAGAUAUUUCACCAUCUAAAGGUGGGAAGUUUAAAAUCGGAUCAUUUGCUUCUAUAAGUAACACUGGAUUGGGUAAAGGAGUUGGGACACCCAUUAAAAAUUUCUUUGAAGAUAAACCAGAGAGAGUGAAGCCAUCAGCCACUAGGAGCAGAUCUAACAGUGGUAAAUCCUCCCCAGCCUGCAUGGAAUCUUUGGAUAAUUUAGUGCAAAAAGUCAAAGGGAACUUAUCUCAGCCCCCUGUGUUGCAGUCGGUGAUGGAAAGUGCAAACUCUAGCCCUUCUCUUGAUCAUAUUCAGCAUGAUCAUGACUAUUGUACUAAAAAUCUCAUGCCUUCAAUGGUGACCAGUCUGUUAGAGCAACGCCUGUUGGCCAAGGACAAUCUUAAGCCCACUAAACCAAUAUUUUAUAACAAGGGUCGUCGUGAUUCUGAAUCCAGUAGGGAGUUUCAAAAAGGUGAAAGUCGUGCUGGAAAGCGCAAAAGACUAUCUGCGUCGUUUUCAAAGUAUGAUUCAUUGGACAGUUUUGAUGUAGAUAGUGAAAGUGACACGCAAAGCAUUCCAGAGUGCAGUAAGUCAAAGUCAAGGUAUGAUAAGUUUCUGGAGAAGUCAAGGACCACAGACCCAAAGGUGAAAAUAACUGGAAGCAGUAAUUUCCAGGAUCAGUUUGUGUAUUUCAUGAACACCACGAAACGCAAUCGCAGAAGAGAAAGUAGAGAUUCACCCUUGCCCUUGGGAAACGAUCGUGUGUUCAUACCACCCAAGCCAGGCGAUAUCAUUGUACCUCAUUUAACAGAUCAAGAUAUUGAGAACUUGAAACAGCGCUCAAAGCUCAAUAAGCACUCAUCCGCUGCUCUGGGUAUGAAUUCAUUAAGGAAUGAAUUCAUGGCAGCAAAACUGGCGAACCAGCAGUUUUCAGCGUUACCUACAUCUGAGAGUGCUGAAGAUGAGAAGAACAUCAUCAACACUAUUCUGAGCAUGGAGAAUGACGAAAGCCUCUCUUCACCGGUGAACCGCGAUCCCCCCUCUUACAAUGAGUCGAUGGAAUUAUACGGGCAAGGUCUAGGUACAGAUAUUAUGAACUUGCUACCUGAACAAAUGAACCUGACCCAAGAACAAAUGGAUCUCUUGUACAGUGCAGUGGAUGAGGUACAGAAUUCCUCUCCGGCUCUCAUUGAGGAAAAGUUGGUGUCUCCCGGUGCAGAGUCUCAGAGUUGUGAGAGUUUAACAUCCUCGUUUGAACCUAAUAAUGAACUUGUAGAUAUCCCAAAUAACAUUUCACAGGGUGGUGUAGUGGAGAAAACACCAUCACCACUGCCAUCAGCCCCUAUAUCUUCUGUUGGAGUGGAACCAACAACUGAAAACGCCCCACUUGAAUUAGGUGAUGAUGCCAGCAAGGUCGCCUUGAAAGCAAAUACUAGUGAUAAUUCAACACACUUAACAGGUGGUGUGACCACCACCAGUGCUGAGGUAUGUGCAAGUGUUGCAAAUUCAACAAAAGACGUCACAACUGGCCUGGACACCCAGGCGCACACCGAUACAGAGGCUGAUGCUGCUUCUAACACUGCUCCUGUUUUGGCAGAAUCUACAGUUCAACAUAAUGAAGAGUCUGCCAUUGAGGUGGAGAAACAGGCUUCAAGUGUGAAAGUUCUCCCAGCCUGCGCAGAGAAAGAGUCAUUUAUCCACAACACAGCUUUAGGGGAUAGCACUCUACAGAGCCCAGACCCUUCUGUGAAUGCCAGCAUGGCCCCUAGCACGGUUCCUAGCAGUCCAGAAUCAGUUAAUGCAGAGCUUGCUCCACUGAAUACUAAACCCGAACCUUCUAAUUUGUCCACCAUCAGUGACCAUAGUUCUAGCCCAAACAUGCUGACAGUGUCAGAUCAUGAUGUAAGAAACCGUUUGCCGUCAUUGACUAAUUCUGUGCCAGCGGACAUUACAACCACUCAGGUGUCAACGUCUCUCACCUCUGACCUGUCACAGCUGGAUAUUCUUAAGAAUGAAUUCAAGCUUGACAGCUAUGUUCACAGUAAAAGUGACAUUUUUAACGAUUCACCAGCUCCCCUGAUCUCUCAACCAUCUGUGGCAUCUUUACUGGCGCAGCCGACUAGUUUUUCUGUGGAAUACCAGGCGCCCUGGAUUGUCACUGUAAGCAUGUUCUGGAAUGAUCUUCCAGCUAUCAUGAUCAGCAAUCAACCAUAUGUAAGGUUGGUGGACAUCCACAAGCAGAUUCUCCCAGCAAAGGACACCGGAAUUCUGAAAAAACGAUGCCAGCUUAUGGCUAUUCCAGUUGAAAACUGCACCGAAAUGCAGCGAUACUUCAUUGUACAGUAUGGUAGAGCGGUGAACUCCAAAAGCACUCUGAUCAUAUCUCUUGAAAAUGCAAAAGAACUGGUGGGAUAUUACGUGAAUCCACAACCCAAGACCCCUAACCCGAGUGACCACAAGUCGAUUAUCGAACAUCGCCGGGAACAGCUUCGGCGCAUUGCGCUGGCUAAAAGGGCAGCAAUUCGAGCGCAGAAACCAGAUAAGAAAGAUGGUGGCAAGGCAUCAAGAGAACACAAAGAUUUGACGGGAUCUGAAAGUGUGCCAGAUGUUGUGAAGACUACAGAAGUUACCUCCCCUGCUGACAGCUCAGAGCUUACCUCCCCUGUGGAGCGGACUGGGUCCACCACCAUUGGGCAGCAGCAACCAGUCCCUGAGGCGGGUGGGUCUCAGCGCGCGACUAGACACAAGAAAAUAAACUUCCUGGAGAUGCUGCGUGGAGACUCGACCGGCAAUGCUGACGAUGACCUGCUUACUGAACAAGUGGAGAAGAAGCCAAGAUCAAAAGUGUCCCAUGAUACCUCAGACGUGUCCAGGAAGGGAAAGCUGCCCACAGAGAAGUUCAAGGUGGUACGCUAUUCUGUAGAGUUGGACAGCAGCGAGGAGACGGACAGUGUCGUGUCAGAUUACAGCUCGUGCUACGAUACCGACUCCACUAGCGAGACUGACGGCGGUCCCCUGGCACAGCCUCCCUCUGCUAAACAACGCAAGCUCAUGCCCCCAGUGGCCUACCAGAAAACUAGUAAUAGUAAUGUCAAAACAUACCCUGUCAAGUCUUUUAUGAAAAACGUUAAAAUGAAGGUGAGGCCCAACAAAUCUCAUCCUAUUGCAACCUCUACCCCAGUGUCUGUGCAAGUCAACAGAAACGGUGGUUUCCAACAGAAUGGAUUUGCUAAUGGCAGAGAGAAAAACUUUUUGAAGGUACAUUAUAAAACAAGCUCGGCCUCAUUGCUUGGCGUGCGAAGAAAGACAUUUCCUGAAAGUUCUCUGAAGUUGACAGGGAGGAGCAACGGUAGAGAAACUGUAGUGUAUGAGGCUCCAACACAGACGUUCCCCCUCCACAAAAGUGUUGGGGUGGAAAUGUCUGCAGAUGAUUUAAAGGUGUCCCCUACACUGCCAGAUGAGAUACUUGAUAGUGCGGAAUAUUCAGACUCGCUUACAGACGAGGCAGUUGAGCAAGUAGGACAUGCAGCUCAAGAGUUUCAAAGUGAAAGCAGUUCAGUAAAGGAAAAUACUGGUAUCUUGAAAGAUGAGAAUGGUAAUGCAGCAGCAUCAAGUUUGACACAGUGCAUUCUUAACAGUGUAAAAACCCAGGUCAGCACAGAUGACUCGAGACCGGCCCUGAGCUUGAUGAAAAGGAAGGAGAACAUUCAGAUCAGUCAGGAUGAGGUUCCUUUGAGGAUUAUCCACAGGGAUGCCAGCCCUAUCACUGAACCACGGACGCGCACACAGCUGGGCGAGGUCUUCGUUGACAGGUACCACAACAAGAGGUCCAUCUGUGUACGCUGCUACACCUGCAGGAAAAUGUUGUCAGUGGAUAGCUUUUUGCGCCACUUGCAUGACAACACUGGAAUGCUGGUUGUGACUGCAACAAGGUCUCUUGGUAUUUCCGAAGGGGACUUAACGGAAACAGACCGCAAAACUUUGGGAAACGAGGGCUUGGUGUAUCAGCUGGAAUCGGAAACUAGUCAUUAUGGGAAAACAGAAAGACUGAAACAAGAAAGUCCUGAAAAAGCCUGCUGGGCCCAGGAUCAUACGAACUCCCGGUGUCACCAGCCAAGGAAAAGCAAAAUUGUUCGUAGUGGUAGACCAAAAAUUGUCAACACUAUGGCAAAUGGCCAUCAAGAGACUAUUAAAACUUUGGGACCAAAAUUGUCAGGGGCUCAUGUGGCGAAAGUGUUGCCUCCCGAGCCCAUUGAUGGGGUCAGAUCAAGUUCCAGAAAGCGUAAAUUGAAACAGCUCUACCCAUUUGAAGAGUAUUCCUUUGCGAAAUUCCCCCGAUUAAAUAAAAACUUGGUGGAUAACAGUGAAGGAAAUUAGUUAUUGUUAACAAUACUGGUAGUUUCUGUUUUGUUGUUGCUUUCAAUUGAAGGGAGAUAACCUUUUUUCAUUUUCACCUAAUAAUAAAAUCUUCUAGCAAGCUUUAUUAACUUCCAUGGUGACUUGUUCCUUUCUUGCUUUCAUGUAGAAAUACAAUCAUGUUUUGUUAGUUUUACUUUGCUAGUUCAGAUUUUUCAAUGAUUAAAUAAGUUUUCAGCCACUUUCUGCACCAGACAUUAGUGAUUUUUUAAUUUUCUAAAAUUGAAGCGAAACUUGAAAAAAAACUUUAAUCCUGAAUUAUCAUUUUGUUGAUAACUUAAGAAUUGGAGUUUACAUUAUAUUGCUUUUAUGGUGUUUACAAAUGUUAUUCAGAUGUACACUGAUA